AUGGGCAUCCUUCCAGCCCGCAAAGCAGUUGCCUUCAAGGUUCAUGCUGGCCAAGAGGUCAAGGUGAUCAACACCUAUGGCAAGCAAGUCGUCGACUUCUGGGCUUUCAACCCUCGGGAGCCCAACGACUUCCUGUCCAUGGUGCACACGAGAACAAUUCUGCUCAAGGUAUCCUUAGCAAAGGGUGAUGUCCUGUACAGCACGCGUAGGCAGCCGAUGCUCGUUUUGGCCGAUGACACGACUAUGGGUGUGCACGACAUGAUCUGGUCCGCGUGCGAUGCUGAACGAUACCGCAUGCAAGGCUUCGAUGGGUAA
Molecule: messenger RNA, 315 nt
Organism: Cladophialophora yegresii CBS 114405
Lineage: Eukaryota; Fungi; Ascomycota; Eurotiomycetes; Chaetothyriales; Herpotrichiellaceae
Exons: 1
Coding region: 1-315 (104 amino acids)
Source: RefSeq, a predicted model, not a curated record